AUGGCUGCAGUAAUACAUGAACUUGUUUCCAUCUGGCCUCACUGCAGGAUUGUUCAUGGGCGUCCGCGACACCCACAGAGCCAAGGUAGUGUCGAAAGGUCAAAUGCGGACGUUGAAAACAUGUUAAGAGCCUGGAUGAUCGAUAAUGAUUCGACAAAUUGGAGUCGUGGUUGCUACGAAGUCCAAUGGCAAAAGAAUACAUCGCGACAUAGAGUCAUAAACAGAAGCCCGUACGAAGCUCUACUUGGACCGAUAAAAAACAGCAUAAGAAAUACGUAUUUGCCUGAUGAAAUUUUAAAUUCACUUAAGACAGAGGAAGACUUGGAGCAGGCUCUCGAGGAGCAGAAUGUACAAUUGAACGCGAGUGAUUUGAACUUUAGUGUUCAGCAGUGCGAAGACGUAGGCAAGACGAAGAGGGUGCGAGAGGAUGAAGAAGAGGAGGGAGAGGGAACACACAGAAGAAGCGAAAGAUAG
Vollenhovia emeryi is the source of this 474-nucleotide messenger RNA. RefSeq names its product KRAB-A domain-containing protein 2-like. The coding region runs from base 1 to 474 and encodes 157 amino acids. The record is from RefSeq and is a predicted model, not a curated record. Gene Ontology annotation, molecular function: nucleic acid binding. Gene Ontology annotation, biological process: DNA integration. The transcript is spliced from 3 exons. NCBI's taxonomy places the organism in Eukaryota, Metazoa, Arthropoda, Insecta, Hymenoptera, Formicidae.